This is a messenger RNA of Xiphophorus couchianus (Monterrey platyfish), 6944 nucleotides long. It is a transcript of the gene agap1, whose product is annotated as ArfGAP with GTPase domain, ankyrin repeat and PH domain 1. NCBI's taxonomy places the organism in Eukaryota, Metazoa, Chordata, Actinopteri, Cyprinodontiformes, Poeciliidae. The coding region runs from base 530 to 3763 and encodes 1077 amino acids. Gene Ontology annotation, biological process: activation of GTPase activity. The record is from RefSeq and is a predicted model, not a curated record. The transcript is spliced from 19 exons. Gene Ontology annotation, molecular function: GTP binding; GTPase activity; GTPase activator activity.
UUGUAGCCAAACAAACUCAUUUGAAGGGCCACAAAUGGCCCCGGGCCACGAUUUGGACACCCAGGAGAUUCAGUCAUGUUAUUAUUUGGUUUAUUAAUCGUUACAUUUCAACAAACUGCAGCUCAGAGUUCAGAUUAGAGGCAGUUUUUCCCUCCGUCAAACUUUCUCAGGAAUGUUGGUCAGAUGGAUCUGAUGUGAGUGUUGCUCCACCCCAGUCCGCCUCUGGCGCUCCGCUCCAGGUUUCCUCCCCUCCCUGGCGCUCCGCUCCAGGUUUCCUCCCCUCCCCGGCGCUCCGCUCCAGGUUUCCUCCCCUCCCGGCUCUGUGUGGGUGUCAGUGAGCAGUGGAGCGGCUCAGACAGCAGCAGCACUCCGGAGCUCCUCGUUGCUCGGCGGCAGCUGGAAACAUUGAGGCGGCGGCGCUCUGGUCCCAGGUGAAGCAGGGGGGAGGAGGAGCAGCAGCCCGGAGGGGGGGGGACGCCAUGGCGGUUGGAGUGGAGCCGGGUCAGUGAGAAACAUCUGGAACAUCAGGAUGCUGAUGGAGAGGGGAGCGCCUCAGAGGAAGACCGUGUACCGGAUCUCCCUGACUCUGGUGAAGAGGGAGGACCUGGGGGGGUCGGCGGCGGGGCGGGGGGGUGGCGUGCUGGAGGAGGAAGAGCCAGAGCCGGCGGCGGCUCAGGGCAGCAUCAUGAGGAGGGUCAGGACGUUCAGCAUGGGUCAGCUGGAGCUGGGCCGGCUCAGGGCGUCCCGCAGGGCACAGCGCGAUGAACCGCGGCCCGAAACCGCCGCCGCCAAGGUGAGGAGGCUCCUGAAGGCCCACAGCAUGGAGGACCGGGGCCCCACCCACCCCAGGGCCCCCCCGAAGCCCGGCCUGCUGCAGCGCAGCUUCAGCUUCAGCGUCCGGACCCGGAUGAGCGGAGAACUGCUGCGUCUCCGGCAAGCGUCCAGAGACGGGUCGCCACAGACCCCGCCCCCUGUACAGGCCACGCCCCCCGCACAGGCCCCGCCCCUCAGGACCCGGGAGAAGAGCCGCACCCUGGAGGUGGGGGCCGUCCUCAGCAGGGCCGACUCGCUGACCGAGCUGAGCCGCCAGAGGGCCGGCGCCGCCAAGAACCGCACGCUGGACAACAGUGACCUGCAGCGGCGGGACGCUCAGGGCGACGGCGCCACGCCGCGGGGGGGCGACCGGCGGCUGGGACGCUUCUUCAGCGGGUUCUUCUCCAGACCCGGCCCGGCCCGGAACCCCGGGGUCGGCAGGUCGCUGCGGCGCGGUGCGGCGCCGUCCAGCACGGAGAGCGUGGACGGGGGCGGAGCCAACGGUAACCAUGACGCCUUCGUCAACAGCCAGGAGUGGACCCUCAGCCGGACCGUACCAGAACUCAAAGUGGGCAUUGUGGGUAAUCUGGCCAGCGGGAAGUCGGCGCUGGUCCACCGGUACCUGACAGGAACCUACGUCCAGGAAGAGUCUCCUGAAGCUGACGUGGAUGCAGGAGGGCGCUUUAAGAAGGAGAUCGUGGUGGACGGCCAGAGUCAUCUGCUGCUCAUCAGGGAUGAAGGAGGCCCCCCAGAGGCGCAGUUCGCUCUGUGGGUGGACGCCGUGGUAUUCGUGUUCAGCCUGGAGGAUGAGAUCAGCUUCCAGACGGUUUAUCACUACUACAGCCGCCUGGCGUCCUACAGGAACACGGCCGACCUGCCGCUGGUGCUGGUGGGAACCCAAGACGCCAUCAGCUCGUCCAACCCGCGGGUGAUCGACGACAGCCGCGCCAGGAAACUUUCCAACGAGCUGAAGCGCUGCACCUACUAUGAGACGUGCGCCACCUACGGGCUGAACGUGGAGCGCGUCUUCCAGGACGUUGCCCAGAAGGUCGUUGCCGUCAGGAAGAAGCAGCAGCUCUCCAUCGGACCCUGCAAGUCUCUCCCCAACUCUCCGAGUCACACGUCCGUCUGCGCCGCUCAGGUCUCAGCCGUCCACGUCAGCCAGUUGCAGACCAGUAACGGCGGCGGCAGUCUGAGCGACUACUCUUCGUCGGUUCCGUCCACGCCGAGCACCAGCCAGAAGGAGCUGCGCAUCGACGCGCCGCAGGCCGCCAACACGCCCACGCCCGUCAGGAAGCAGUCCAAACGUCGCUCCAACCUCUUCACCUCGAGGAAGGCCAGCGAUCCGGACAAAGAGAAGAAAGGUCUGGAGAAUCGGGCCGACAGCAUCGGCAGCGGGCGCGCCAUCCCCAUCAAACAGGGCAUGCUGAUGAAGAGGAGCGGCAAAUCCCUCAACAAGGAGUGGAAGAAGAAGUACGUGACGCUGUGCGAUAACGGACUGCUCACCUACCACCCCAGCCUCCAUGACUACAUGCAGAACGUUCACGGUAAGGAGAUCGAUCUUCUGCGAACCACCGUUAAGGUUCCAGGGAAGAGGCCGCCGCGGGCCGUCUCAGCCUGCGGCGCCGGGCCCAACCAGAACGCCAACGGCCUGGUGAAGGACAUGAGCAACGUCCAGCUGGGACCGACCUCAGGCUCAGUGUCCAGCAGCGUGUCGGCGUCCCAGAUGGCGAGCGGUGUCAGCCUGGUGUCCUUCAACAGCCGCGGCCUGGAGGGCCUCCACCAGCGCUCCUACUCCGUCUCCAGCGCCGACCAGUGGGCCGACGCCACCGUCAUCGCCAACUCUGGAAUCAGCACAGACACUGCUUUGGGCGACUCGGUCUGCUCCAGUCCCAGUAUCUCCAGUACCACCAGUCCAAAGAUGGAGCCGCCCCCAUCGCCGCACGCCAACCGCAAGAAGCACCGGCGGAAGAAGAGCACCAGCAACUUCAAGGCGGACGGCCUCUCUGGUACUGCAGAAGAACAAGAGGAGAACUUUGAGUUCACCAUCGUGUCGCUGACGGGUCAGACGUGGAACUUCGAGGCCACGUCGUACGAAGAGCGGGACGCCUGGGUCCAGGUCAUCGAGAGCCAGAUCCUGGCCAGCCUGCAGUCCUGCGAGAGCAGCAAGAACAAGUCUCGCCUGACCAGCCAGUCGGAGGCGCUGGCGCUGCAGUCCAUCCGGAGCAUCCGGGGCAACGGGCGCUGCGCCGACUGCGACGUACCGAACCCGGACUGGGCCAGCCUCAACCUGGGCGCUCUGAUCUGCAUCGAGUGCUCCGGGAUCCACCGAAACCUGGGGACCCAUCUGUCCCGGGUCCGGUCCCUGGACCUGGACGAGUGGCCGCUGGAGCUCAUCAAGGUGAUGUCGGCCAUCGGCAACGAGUUGGCCAACAGCGUGUGGGAGGCCAACGCCCAGGGCCGCCUCAAACCGGGGGCGGACGCCAGCAGGGAGGAGCGUGAGCGUUGGAUCCGGGCCAAGUAUGAGCAGCGUCUGUUUGUGGCGGCGCUGCCCGGCGCCGACCCGCCUCUGGGCCAGCAGCUGCUCCGCACGGCGGCCGAGGAGGACCUGCGCGGCGUGGUGCUGCUGCUGGCCCACGCCUCCCGCCAGCAGGUCAACGACACGUUCGGCGACGGCUGCUCGCCGCUGCACCUGGCCGCGCACAAGGGCAACGUGGUUCUGCUGCAGCUGCUGGUCUGGUACGGCGCAGACCUGACGGCGAGGGACGCCCACGGGAACAGCGCCAUGGCGUACGCGCGGCAGUCCGGCAGCCAGGAGUGCGUGGAGGUUCUGGCCCAGUACGGCGGCGCUGACGAGCGCUACGCCCUGAUGACCACGCCCAACCUGCCGCGCCGCAACGCCAACCGCAACAACAGCUGCAGCAGCCUGGGCAGCGCCGCACUCAUCUGACCGCCGCCAUGAUGGGAAACGGGUCUCUUACCUCAUCGGCCAAUCAGAAUCCAGGAACACAUCCCACAACACCCAUCUCCAUGGCGACGAGAGGAGAACCGACCAGGUCCAGGCCUGGUGGGACGGGAGCUUAGACUCUGUUUUAUUUAAGGAGUUUCCCCCGCUGUGAGUGUGAGAGUGUGUGUGUGUGUGUGUGUGUGUGUGUGUGUGUGUGUGUGUCAGAGUGUGUGUUGCUGGACCAAUGGGAGAGCGUUCCUGGGCGUUCCUGGGAGCCUCCAGGCUCAGGACCGUCAAUGUUUCUGAUUGGUUCAUUUUGUCCAAACGAACCAAGGGAACGUCGUCUGACGAAGGGCUGUUUCUUCUUCUUCUGUAAAUACUGCGCCUCUGUCCUCAGUUCCUGUCACGGUCGCCGUGACAACGAGCACAAACAGGAAGUAGUUGAGUCUGUCGGUGUGGUUUGGUUUGGGACUCAAGCAGGAAGUUCUGGACGAUCUGAUUGGCCAAGUCAGCAAGAGGUCAAAGUGCAGCAGCGUAUUGGAGCCAUUAGAGAUAAAGACAUACGGAGUAUAUCUCUGCCAACAAACUGAUUUAAAAACGAGUCUUCUCAGCUCCAAAAGUCAAAAAUGUGCAGGGAAAAAAAUCUGAAAUGCUUCAUUUUUUUUCAAGAUUAAUUUCAAACUUUGAGAGAUUUUUGGCAGAAAUGUACUCCGUAUGAGAGCCCAGUGGUUGAUCCAAACCGGAGUUGAUCCGGACGGUUCUGGAUCCUGAAGCUCAUCUGAACACGGAGUCGGAACGCCGUUAGCUUCCUCUGCUGACGUUUAUUUAGCUAGCAGAAGUUUAACUUCAAACAUUUUUAAACCUGUUUGGUUCGUCAGCCAUUUUGCUGGUAUCCAUGGUAACCUAAAGAGGCUGGCGUUUCUCCUAUUAGCCUCAGGCCUAGUCAAAUCACUCCUGGUGUUUGUAGAAAGUGUCGACUGAAAGCCAAGGGAGCCUCAGGAAGAACGCUCUGUCUAGAAAUCCUAACCUAGAUGUUGCUGCAGCAGGUGAGUCGUUCUCAGCUGGAUUCUCUGAUUUCACGGCUCUAAAAUCAAACUUUCUCCUCUUGCCUUUUUUUAUGAUCCCAGAAUCACACAAACUGCUUCUCCAUGCAUUCUGUGUGAACAAUGUCUAUGUUUUGACUUUCAGUCCAACCAGAACCAGAACUACAACAAAGUAUUUGGGCCAUUAUAGAUAAAAACAAAAAAAAGAUAUUGAGAGAAAAAACUUGUCAGAUUAAUAUCAGAAAUUUUCUGGAAGUCUAAAUAUUUUUGAGGAAAAAUUCAGAAGUUUUGAGAUAAAUUUCACAUAUUUUUUUUUUAGAAAAAAGAAAUAUGUUCUGAGCUUGUAAAGGUGAACAUUUUCAAUUCUAGUUAAGAUCAAUCUCAAAGUUUUUUUCUCACUAAUGUGACUUGAGCUCAGAAAAUAUUAUUUUCUCCUAGAAAUGUUCUAAUCUCAAAAUGUUUGAGUUUUUGGUGUAAAUUGUGAUGUUUUCCAUCGGAGGGUUAGGAUUCCCUGAUCAGGAAGAGUUUAAUUGAAUUUAUGUUUAUUGAAACUCACAGCUUAUAUCCGUCAUCACAGCACAGCUUGGUUUAAAGGGAAAUUUCCAAUAGCUUUAUGAGUAAAAGUUGUUUAUAUUUUGACUUCAUAAGUAAUAAAGCAACUUAUAGAAGAAAAUAUCAUUCAGUAAAAAUGUGUCCAGGAAGUUGGAUAUCAUUAUUUAGUUUACGUAAUAUAAGAUAAAUUUUGUGAUUCAGCUUCAAAAAUGGUGACAGUUGUGAAAUACAAUAAUAAGAAUUAUUUUAGCAGAAAAAAGUUUACAGGCCAAGAAAGAUGGCUAACAUCAGUUUUACUGCGUUAAAAAGGGAAGCUAAUGCUAACUGAGCUCUGAGUUACCUGGACAAUAAACAGAAAAGCUGCUGAGUUAUUAUCCCUGUUAAUAAGAUUUAUAUUUUAUUGUUUACACUCUGAAUACAAAAUGUUGUAAAUUGGAGAAUGAAGCACCGUGUGAUGAUGUAGCUACUGAUUAGCCUGUUAGCUUAACAUCGCUAACUGAUCAAAGCUGCUGGCUAGCUUACUGUUUCGACAUUAAAUUAAUUCCGUUGAUCUCUAAUUCAUCUUUACAUAUUUUGUACAUUUAAAGCCAUAUUGAACAUUUGACUAAAUUUAUAGAAUAAAUCAUAAACAUCUGAAUUUAGUUAUUACUGUCAAAACAGCUGAGCCACCUGGCGGCUACUGCUUAGCUAGCAGUAAACUUAAAUUAUCAAUGAAAGGAGCAGCAAGCAGUGGCUGAGUGAGACAAAGCUAACAGGAAAGAGCUGCGUUUGUAAAAACCACGUCGUCAUUCUGGUGACUUUCUGUUUACAACAUUAUCAGGUCAGUUUGUUCACAUUUAAUAAGCCAAAAAUCAGGUCGGCUCAUUUUCAUUGUUAGCGUCAAAACUGCCGAGUCAUUUCCCAGCUAGCUCCGACUGAACUUCAUUAGCAGACUAGACUUCCUUAUCAUUUUUUUAUUCCACUAGAGUUUUUUCCUUAAUGCUAAAUAUAAAAAGUUUUAACAGUUUGGGACUAAAUGCCAGCAUAAAGCAACAGCCAGUAAUUUAUUAGUAUAAUUAUGCAUGUUUGUUAGCAAAUGCUGCUAACAGGCGCCGUCGGUAAAAGUGAUUUCUUUUGGUUUCUGGGUCAUACACUUUAAACAAAGCAAAAUAAUACACGAGUUUUUAUUUUAAUUUAUCGUAUUGGAGCCUCUUUCAGUUUCAGACGGUUCUGUUAUAAAACCUGUAAAAUGAUUGUUUUGCUUCUGGAAAGCAGCGGCGGCGGUGUAGAUAAUAAAACCUGUUAAAUGAUGUAGAAAUGUUUCUGUGCUAGAUUUUAAUUAUGACUUUAAUAACUUCCCUCCAACCUCCAUCUUAUUUAAACUCCCACAGAAAAACCUUUUUGUACAUUUCCUCCUGAGGUCCAUCCGCUUUUUAUCCUGUUUUAUCAUCCAGACCGUUAUUGUUCUUGUUGUCACUGUUAUUCUAAUUAUUAUUGUUAUUAUUAUUAUUAAAUUUUGUUGUACAGUACCGAUGUUGAAAAGUUCUACCUAAUGCAGAAUCUUCUACUGUAAUUUGUCUCUUUUCAAUAAAGACAGGAAAAUGCUUCUU